AUGCCUGAUCACGGAGAGCGUCAAGCUCUUCACCGACUGUGCGACUCGGUGAGCGGCGCGAACUGGCGCCCGACUCGGUUCGAGGACGAGUUGACGUUGAGUCGCUACGCCUGCUGCCUGUGUCACGUGGUUCCGAGCACGACUGUGGUGCUGCCCUGUUCGCACGCUCUGUGCGAGCAGUGUCUGACGGGGUGUGCCGUCCAGGAUACAGGAAGCGUCUGUCCCGUGGACACCGAGCCAUUCUGCGAAGACGAGUGCCAGAGGUGGCAGCUUCCUGCCAAGAAGAAGCAGAAUCUGAAGGCUCAUUGCUGGAAUGAGGCUGAUGGUUGCGAGUUUGUGGACACCAUCGAAGCCGUACUGCUGCACUACGACAGGGAAUGUACCUUCCACGCCCUCCAGUGUCCGCGCUGCGAACAAAGAAUACUGCGCACAGACAUUGCAGCGCAUUAUGUCACCGGGUGCAGCCAGAACGCUUCUUGCGCGAGCAGCGAAGAGCCUAACGGGCAAGACAGUUCACCUAACAGUUUCGACCUAAGCGCAAUGCUGGACAAGUUGUCCACUCUUCAGAGACAAAUGAACGAAGUCUUGGAAUCACGCAGAACCUCUGACUCUGCACCUUCGCUGGAUAUCAGUAGCGCAGUCAGUGGCUUCGAGAAUAGUCUCGAAUGUGGUCUGAAAGUUCUCGAGGCGAACAUAUGCACGACGGUCGCUAGCCAACUGAACGCCGGUCUGGAGGAACUGAAGGCUCUCAUCAGAGACCCGUGCAGCGAUCGAUUGUCGACAGUACAGAGUCAAGUGAACGAACUCGUUGAACAGUCGAGGGCCCACGAUGCCUCCCAGUUUCAGGAACUAUUGCGUGCGCUUAGAGACUCCGAAUGCGAGUUGAAAAGACACGCGGACAGAGUCGAAGCUAGUCUCUCUUCUAGGCUCGCCGAUGCGCAGCGGUCGCUGCAAAGAUCGAUCGAUUCUUUACAGGAGAACUUCGAAUCUUUCGGAAGCGAAAGGUUGCUGGCAGUGGCCACUUCGAGGGAAGGAAACUGGAGUUCUUCGUGGUCGAUGGAAAAGCGAUUCAUACUGCGCAAGUUGGAGAGUUUCGCCACCGAAUCGACGAGGACUCUGGAAUUACUACGCCAGCAGGUUAAUCGGCACGAUGACAAACCGUGGGUCUCGACUGUCUUGGGAUCGCACGGAGGCAUUUGUCGCAGCAUGUCGAGCAGCGAGUCGUUGUUUAGGUUGUACAUAGUUCUGAGUAACGCCGAGAAAAUAUUUCGUUUAAACGAGAGUCAGUUCGCGGGCUGGAACGGGUGGGGGUUUAGCGAUAUAUACAUUAAGCUCGUCUUCUCAGUUCUUAGGUUUCCAGAGCGUGUGUUCCGCGUGCACGUAGACUGUAUGAAAAUGUCGGAAAACCCUCGCUUUUCGUUCGCUACGGUCGACCUGAAGGCGUUGCGAAGCAACGCUCUGAGUAAACACGAGUUUCGCAAGGAUUAUCAGAAUGAAUGUCGCGCUUGCAGGAAAAACAACGUUUCGCAUUUGUGCGCGUGCUUCGAGGUCACGAAAGAAGAGCUCGGUGCACACGACUUCGUUAGAGACGAAAAACUUGAGCUGAGGUUUUCGUUUUAUUAAGAAUGCUUCUUAAGUGCCUACGCUAUAUGAAGCUUCUUGUUAUACGUACGCAUUCGUUUCGCUAUUUACUGUUUACGGCAAAUUCACUGGAAAGUGGGCAUGUCACGCGGUAUUUUUUUCCUAUUUCGCGGGCAUCUGCAGAAAGCAAAAAUGCCCUAUAUAUAAUAGUUAAUAGGUGCAAAGUUCCAAACUGUCUAAUCGGACAUUUUGCAAACCGAUCGAUAACUUUCUAAUUGCAUUCUUUUGUCCAGCUUCGUUGCAUCAAUAUUGGUUAAUUCAUAUUGCCUAAUUAAGCAGUUAAGCAUGAAACAGAAAAUAGUGUGACUUAGUCCAUGCACCAGUCAGCACUAUCCAUUUGGUCUUGUCGUCAUCGAGUGCAUGGGCAUAUUUUUUGAACUCUGGCCAAAGUUAGUUGGGCCACCCUGCAUACAAUUAACAGACCACUCAAACAUUUCGAAGUUCGAAUUCAAGGAUUGCGCAGAUUUAGGGAAGUGAUGAUGUGUAUAGAUAUGUGCUCCGAUAGAACGUUGCAA
Molecule: messenger RNA, 2156 nt
Organism: Rhipicephalus sanguineus (brown dog tick)
Lineage: Eukaryota; Metazoa; Arthropoda; Arachnida; Ixodida; Ixodidae
Product: TNF receptor-associated factor 3
Exons: 2
Coding region: 1-1623 (540 amino acids)
Molecular function (GO): zinc ion binding
Source: RefSeq, a predicted model, not a curated record